UCUGGCUGCCUUUUGCGUUUACAGUCACGUUGCAUCGUAAGGAUUGGUUCAGGUUCAGGGUGGAGCAAUGGAGCAAUAGGAAGAAAUCCAGCAAUAAUCUAACGUGGUCUCCCUACAAACUGAUGGCGCCCAUAUUGGUGAUGCUACCCCACAGCAUCUUCUUCCUGGCUAGUGUGCAUUGGGUGACACAGAACGCGCAAGAUUUUCUCCUUGCUCCCACCUUAACCUUUGGAGGGAUCCUUUCCUUUUUCACACCGUGUUAGUCACUUACCUUCACAAGGAUUUUGCUAGCAUUUCAUAAUGGCUCAUGCAGCUUCCCAGCUAAAGAAGAAUAGGGAUAUAGAUAUCAAUGCAGCUGAGGAUGAAAAGGAGAAGAAGAGGAAAAGCAGGAAACAAUCGCGGGAUCAAAAGAAAAAGUCUGAUAGCAAUGCCAGUUAUCUGAGAGCUGCCCGGGCAGGGAACUUGGAAAAGGCUCUUGACUACCUGAAGACAGGAGUAGACAUCAACAUCUGCAACCAAAAUGGGUUGAAUGCGCUUCACCUGGCUUCCAAAGAGGGCCAUGUGGAGAUUGUUGCAGAGCUCCUGAAGCUUGGGGCCGAUGUGGAUGCAGCAACAAAGAAAGGAAACACCGCUCUACAUAUAGCCUCCCUUGCAGGCCAAACCGAAGUGGUCAAAGAACUGGUGAAGAGUGGAACAAAUGUCAAUGCUCAGUCUCAGAACGGUUUCACGCCGCUGUACAUGGCAGCUCAGGAGAAUCACCUGGAGGUGGUGCAGUUCCUGCUGGAGAACGGCUCCAGUCAAAGCAUCGCCACCGAGGACGGUUUCACCCCCUUAGCGGUGGCUUUGCAGCAGGGCCACGAUCAGGUGGUGUCCCUGUUGCUGGAGAACGACACCAAGGGCAAAGUGCGUCUACCCGCCCUUCACAUCGCGGCCCGCAAGGACGACACCAAGGCAGCUGCUCUGCUCCUGCAGAACGACCACAAUGCUGAUGUGGAGUCCAAGAGUGGCUUCACCCCUCUCCACAUCGCGGCGCAUUACGGCAACAUCAACGUGGCCACGCUGCUGUUGAAUCGCGGGGCAGCGGUGGACUUCACAGCGAGGAAUGACAUCACUCCUUUGCAUGUGGCGGCUAAGAGAGGGAAUGGAAACAUGGUCAGAUUACUGUUGGACCGAGGAGCUAAAAUAGACGCCAAAACCAAGGAUGGACUGACACCUUUACAUUGUGGAGCACGAAGUGGCCACGAGCAGGUGGUGGAGAUGCUCCUGGACCGCGGAGCCCCAAUUUUGUCGAAAACAAAGAACGGGCUGUCACCCCUCCACAUGGCAACGCAAGGGGACCACCUGAACUGUGUUCAGCUCCUGCUUCAUCACAACGUGCCUGUGGACGAUGUCACCAAUGAUUACCUGACAGCGCUGCAUGUUGCAGCUCACUGCGGACACUACAAGGUGGCCAAGGUUAUCGUAGACAAGAAAGCCAAUCCUAAUGCUAAGGCUCUGAAUGGUUUUACACCCUUGCAUAUUGCUUGCAAGAAGAAUCGUGUUAAAGUAAUGGAACUUCUGCUGAAACAUGGAGCUUCUAUCCAAGCUGUGACGGAGUCGGGACUUACACCAAUUCAUGUGGCUGCAUUUAUGGGACAUGAAAAUAUUGUGACUCAACUAAUGCAUUAUGGUGCUUCACUGAACACAAGCAAUGUGAGGGGGGAGACUGCACUCCACAUGGCUGCAAGGGCUGGCCAGUCAGACGUGGUCAGGCUCCUGCUGCAGAAUGGGGCCAAGGUGGACACCAAAGCCAAGGAUGACCAGAUGCCGCUGCACAUCUGCAGCCGCACAGGCAAGGCUGACAUAGUCCAGCAGCUGCUGAAGCACGGGGCCUCGGCAAACGCCUGCACCACAUCGGGAUACACGCCGCUGCACCUGGCGGUCCGCGAAGGCCACGAGGACGUGGCAGGCGUGCUGCUGGCGCACGAGGCCUCGCUCUCAGCCACCACAAAGAAAGGAUUUAGUCCUUUACACGUGGCAGCGAAGUAUGGAAAGAUUGAAGUGGCUAAUCUGCUUCUUCAGAAGAGAGCAUCACCAGAUGCAGCAGGAAAGAGUGGUCUAACUCCACUGCAUGUAGCGGCACAUUAUGAUAACCAGAAAGUUGCCCUCCUUCUGCUGGACCAAGGAGCUUCACCCCAUGCAACUGCCAAGAAUGGCUAUACCCCUCUGCAUAUCGCUGCCAAGAAGAAUCAAAUGGACAUUGGCACCACGCUGCUGGAGUAUGGAGCAGAUACCAGUGUAGUGACACGGCAGGGCAUUAGCCCUGUGCACCUAGCUGCACAGGAGGGCAAUGCAGACAUGGUGUCCCUGCUGCUGACCAGGAAUGCCAACGUCAACCUGGGCAACAAGAGCGGUCUGACACCUCUCCACCUAGCAGCUCAAGAGGAAAAACUUAAUGUUGCUGAGGUUCUGAUCAAACACGGAGCAAAUGUUGACCCUCAGACAAAGAUGGGUUACACUCCAUUACACGUGGCCUGUCACUAUGGAAAUGUUAGGAUGGUAAACUUCCUUUUACAGCAUCAGGCUAACAUCAAUAUGAAAACAAAGACUGGUUAUACGCCCCUUCAUCAGGCAGCUCAACAAGGCCACACCCACAUAAUCAACGUCCUGCUUCAGUACGACGCCUCACCCAAUGACCUUACAAUGAAUGGAAACACUGCAUUGUCCAUAGCCAGGAGACUGGGCUACAUUUCCGUCGUGGAUACUCUAAAGGUAGUGACUGAGGAGACGAUGACCACCAUGAUAGUAAAUGAAAAACAUAAAAUGAAUGUACCAGAAACCAUGAAUGAGUUCCUGGACAUGUCAGAUGAUGAGGGUGAGGAUGCGAUGACCGGCGAUACUGAUAAAUACUUGCGGCCCCAAGAUCUGAAAGAAUUAGGGGACGAUUCGCUUCCUCAAGAGGGUUACAUGGGGUUCAGUAUAGGAGCUCGAUCUGCAAGUUCAGAUAGGUCCAACACCCUGAACAGGAGCUCUUUUGCUCGGGACAGCAUGAUGAUUGAGGAGCUUCUGGUGCCCACUAAGGAUCAGCUCCUGGGUGCCAGUAAGGACCUUUCCUUCAUUGUCGAUCCUCAAAAUAAGCAUCUGACGGUGACCAGGGAGUAUGAUGCCGACUCGCUCAGACGCUACAGCUGGGCUGCGGAAACCCUCGAAAACGUCAAUCUCGUCUCCAGUCCCGUCCACUCAGGGUUCCUGGUGAGCUUUAUGGUUGAUGCCCGGGGGGGCUCCAUGCGAGGCAGCCGCCACAAUGGCCUGCGCAUCGUCAUCCCUCCCCGUAAGUGCACAGCCCCCACGCGCAUCACGUGUCGCCUGGCGAAGAAGCAUAAGCUAGCCUGCCUGCCCCCCAUGGUGGAAGGAGAGGGGCUGGCAAGCCGUCUGGUGGAAGUGGGCCCAGCGGGAGCACACUUUCUCGGACCUGUUAUUGUGGAGAUUCCCCACUUCGGCUCGUUGAGAGGGAAGGAGAGAGAGCUGAUUAUUCUCCGAAGCGAGAAUGGUGACACGUGGAAAGAGCACCAUUACGACUGCAGAGCAGAGGAACUCCGCAAGCUUCUCAACGGGAUGGAUGAAGAAUUGGACAGCAGAGAUGAGCUGGACAAGAAGCGCAUCUGCCGGAUUGUUACCAGGGAUUUCCCCCAGUACUUUGCGGUGGUGUCCCGGAUCAAGCAAGAAAGCAAUCACAUAGGUCCAGAGGGUGGAGUGCUGUCCAGUGUAACUGUUCCAAAGGUCCAGGCAUCUUUCCCACCAGGGGCUCUGACCAAAAGGAUUCGAGUUGGCCUACAGGCCCAACCCGUCCCAGAAGACCUGGUAAAGAAUGUUAUGGGGAGCAGGGCUGUCUUCAGUCCUAUUGUAACUGUGGAGCCGAGGAGAAGGAAAUUCCACAAGCCGAUCACAAUGACCAUCCCUGUCCCACGUUCCUCAUGGCUGAGGAGUCAUGGCGACAAAGCGGGACCCACCCCCUGCCUGCGGCUUUUGUGCAGCAUAACAGGAGGGACUUCCCCGGCUCAGUGGGAAGAUAUUACAGGCACCACUCCUCUCUCUAUUGUAACAGACUCUGUCUCUUUUACCACAAAUGUAUCUGCAAGGUUCUGGCUUGCCGACUGCCUUCAUAUUGCGGAAACUGUAAGUCUAGCAUCUCAGCUCUACAGGGAAUUGAUCUGUGUGCCGUACUUGGCAAAGUUUGUGGUAUUUGCCAAAAUGAAUGACCCCAUGGAAUCCUACCUGCGGUGCUUUUGUAUGACUGAUGACAAAGUAGACAAGACUCUGGAACAACAGGAGAAUUUCGAGGAGGUGGCUAGGAGUAAAGACAUUGAGGUUUUGGAAGGCAACCCCAUUUUUGCUGACUGCUACGGCAAUUUGUCUCCCCUGGCAAAAACUGGACAGCAGCUUGUUUUCAGUUUUUAUGCUUUCAGAGAGAACAGACUUCCAUUCUGCGUGAAGGUCAGAGACAAUAGCCAAGAACCUUGCGGUCGACUUUCAUUUUUAAGAGAGCCAAAAACUAGCAAAGGUCUUCCACAUACUGCUAUCUGCAAUUUAAACAUCACAUUGCCGACACAUAAAAAGGAAAUGGAGUCAGAACAAGAUGAUGAGACUGAAAAACCAGAGCGACGCCACACUUUCGCAUCACUAGCCUUACGUAAGCGCUACAGCUAUCUGGCCGAGCCAGCAAUGAAAACAGUUGACCGAAGUGCAGCAAGAACAGUGCCUGCUGGUUGCUCUUACAAACCAAUCUUUUCACCAAGAUCUUACCAGGCGUGGUCGACGGCUCCUGUUACCACCACUGGGCAAGCCAAAUAUGGAUUUGGUUCCCUCUCCAGCUCGUCGUCCAACACACCAUCUGCCUCACCAUUAAAGUCAGUGUGGUCAAUUACCUCUGCAUCUCCAAUCAAGUCCACCCUAGGAGCUUCAACUGCCUCUUCCAUCAAGUCAGUUAACGAUAUAGCAUCACCUAUCAGGUCGUAUAGGACUACUUCAUCACCGAUAAAGGCUGUAGUUCAGCAAGCUCAAUACCCUGUGCCAGUCUCCACUGUUCUGAUGUCCUCUCCAGUUAAAUCUUUGUCUGAUUCUGUGUAUGUUAAAGGACUCACAUCAUCAUUGUCUUCGAGGACUUCAUCUAUUACAACAGCAGGGUCUCUGCUGGAGAGGUCUUCAAUUACUAUGACACCACCUGCUUCUCCAAAAUCUGCACUAAACAUGUACAGUUCAAGUAUGCCGUUUAAGUCUACCUUGUCCCCUACGGGACUCAUGACGUCUUCCUCUGCAAAGUCCCUAUCUUGCCUGUCCUCCGGUAAAUCUACGGCAGAUUCUGCUGGAGCAUCCAGCAGACGGCUGGCUCCAUCUCUCUCUCUAUCCGUCAAAUCCUCAGUUCCUCCCUCAGCAGCUGCUCUGAUUAAUGGAUCAGUUUCACCUGUUAAAUACCGUAACCCGUCAACAAACUUUCUGCACUUAGGGAAUUCGAACAGUUUACAAGAAAGGAUACAAGCAACUAAUAAUGCUGUAACAACAAGUGUCAGUGCAGCCAUCGAGGAAGCAGAAAAAACCUUUAAUUCAUGCUCUGCAUCAGGCUAUGGCACAUUGAAAUCCACGUCUUCUUCAGCAUCUUCAUACCAGUCAGUUCGAUCUCCUGCUUCGAAUUCCAUUUAUGCCUCUUUGAGGUCUCCAGCUUCUUCCACCACAUCUGUCACAUCAAGUACAAUAACUGUGCCAGUGUAUUCUGUUACAAAUGUUUUGCCAGAACCAAAAUUCCCUGACGUGUCCAAAGCCACAAAUUCACUUUUGUCCCCUAUAAAAAAUAUGUCAGCACAAGUACAUACCCAAGACACGUCAUCAUUUUCAAGAACUUUGUCACCAGUCAAGUCUUCUGUGUUAAACUCUGCCAUUCCUCUAAAAUCUUCGGGUUCUGCUUCAUUGACAACUAGCCAAGAAAUACUAAAGGAUGUUGCAGAAAUGAAGGAAGACUUAAUAAGGAUGUCUGCUAUUUUACAGACCGAGUCCAGUUCAGCAGCUAAAGACUAUAUCUCAGACAAUCAAAAACAGCUGCCAGUUGAAGAUGAUGAACCAUACAGACUGGUGGAGAAGGUUAAAGAAGAUCUAGUUAAAGUCAGUGAAAUCUUAACAAAAGAUACACGGACUGAAAACAGAGCUAUUAAAACUAAAACAAUGGAAGAUGGCUGGGUGGAGUUUACAAAGGAUGAAAUAGAGGAAGCCCAACAAAAUGGCUGGAGAUUUCCUCAAAGUUACAACACAGAUUCCUAUCAAAUAAGAGAGAAAUCCAUAUCUGAUAGAGAUUUUAAUUUAGCCAAAGUGGUCGACUACUUGACAAACGACAUUGGCGGAAGUUCUUUUUCGAAGAUCUCAGAUAUAAAGCAUAGGUAUGAUGAACUGAAAAAAGACGGGGAGGAAAAAGCAAAGCGAAUUCUUAAACCUGCAAUAGCAUUACAGGAACACAAGCUUAAAAUGCCACCCUCAAAUAUGCGGUCUGUGGCUUCCGAGAAAGAGUUCUGUAAACUUACGGAUGUUUUAUUUGGUACUGAAGUCAUAGAAUGUCCUGAUGACAUAUCUCAUGACCAUGAUAAGAGCCCCCUUUCAGAUAGUGGUUUUGAGACGAGAAGUGAAAAGACCCCAUCAGCUCCUCAAAGUGCAGAAGGAAAUGGACCCAAGCCUCUCUUUCAUGAUGUUCCCAUUCCGCCUGUUAUCACAGAGACACGAACCGAGGUUGUUCAUGUCAUAAGAAGCUAUGAGCCCCCCGAAGAAGAGCAGGAUCCCUUUAAGGAGAAAGUAAAUGUACUGACUGUACCUUCUUGUGUAGAGAAAGAGACGAAAGUUAAUGGAUUUGUUAAAGACAAAGUGAAGUCAUCUCAACUUAAAGUCACUGCUGACGAAGACCUUGUUGUGAGCAAAGGUAUGUGCGUUAAAGAAGAAACUCAUAUCACAACUACAACCCGAAUGGUUUAUCACAAGCCCCCCAGCAAUGAUUCUGAGAGGACUGAUGAAACAAAGUCAGUUCGAGACAUAGUGAAAGCAUUCCAAUCUGGUUGGGAUUCUUCUAGAGAGCUAACUGGCUUAUUUGAGAAUAAGGCUGCAAGUUAUUGUCAAAUAGGAAGUGAAACAUCUCCACUUCUUCAUGAGAGAGACAAUUUAAAACCCAAAGUUGAAAGAAUCAUCGAGGUUCACAUUGAAAAGGGAAAUAAGGCAGAACCAACGGAGGUUAUCAUUCGUGAAACACGUCAACCUCCAGAGGAGAAAUACAUUUACAAGGCAAAUAAUAGAAUAAAAGAACUAUCAGACAAAAUGGACAAUGACUUUGAAGCACAACAGGAAGAGAAUGAAUUUACUGCUGAAGAAUGUAUUCCGAUGUGCGUAGAGUCAUCCAGAGUUAAUACCCAUGUGUCUCAGGAAGAAGACAGUCGUCCAGAUUCUGCACAUCUUGUCAUUGAUGACUCAUAUAAAUCCUUCAAGUUACUAAGUCAUGAUGAUAAGUCAUCAGAACUGAGGAGAGAGUCCUAUAGAAUUGCUGAGAAGGUACUUUCUGAGAAAUUAGGCAUAUCUCAUUCUGACGACAAGGUUUCAGUGGCUGAUUCCCGCAACAUCCAGAGUGCAGGUAUGCUGGACUCAAGUCGUUGUUAUACCGAGAGAAUGUCUGCCAUUCCCAGUAAAGAAGUUAUCAUGAAUCUGUCAACAAAAGUGGCUGAUAAGUCGGGUAAACCUGUCAAUACAAAUGAUCACUUUGACAAACUGACAGUGUUGCAUUACAAUGCUGAGCCUGGUACUUCAAAGCGCACUUUCUGUAUGCAGUUCAAUGAAAACAAUUAUAACAAAAGAGAAGAAAAACGCGUUUUUGAAGACAGAGUAGAUCAGACUGUAAAGGAAGCUGAAGAGAAACUGAAUGAGGUUUCACAGUUUUUUCGUGACAAAACAGAAAAGCUGAAUGGUGAGCUGCAGUCCCCGGAGAAGAAGGCUCUCAAGAGAGUUCCGAGGGAAACUCAAUCUGGACCUAGUUCUGCUUGCACCAGUCCAGAGAAAACACAGCUUAAGACUGCCAUGAGUAAUAAAGAAUGGAAUAAUGAAAGAAAGUGUGCCAGCUUGCCAAGCAGCCCAGAAAGACACAUUUAUGGUAGAAAAACUAAGGAAGGAAAUGACCUUCAGGACAACCAGAAAGGUGAGGACAUCAAGUCUUUCCAGUUGCAAAUGUCCAAAGUGAGCUGUGCGAAGCUGAAGUUUGAAUCUGAUGCUCAAAAGCAAGAAACAACUUUUCAAACGGCAAAAACAAAACCUCCAGUAAAAAAAGCGAGAGAAAGUAAACUUCCUGUGUAUCAACUUUUUGGUGGAACAAAGGCUACCAAAUUAGCAGAAAGGCAGACCUCAGAGGAAGACAGUGAAUACCAGACGAUGGUUGAAAAAGAUUCCGAUAUAAUUAGACUACUGGUCUCUCCCAAACAAUUAGGUGAAAAAUUAAAAAACAUAACAGAUGACCAUUCUUCCCAAAACUUGCAGGAAGCAAAUAACAAGGAAAUGGGUGAAAAAGGGAACAAAAUGACACUGGAUAGUCAACAAUAUAGUUUUAAAUCUGAAAAUGAUACCUCACUUCAUGAUGCUUUCAAAGCUUACAAAAAAGAAGCAUGCCAAGAUUCAAAAUAUCGAAGAGCAUCUGAAGAAAUUUUAAUUGGUUCCUCAACAGAAGCAGUUAGUUUCCCUGAAGCUGUGAACACUGAUAAUGCUUCAAAAAAUACCUUUAAAAAAAAGAUGGAAUCUCAGAUUCCUGUCAAGAUGACAGCUAAUGCCAGAAAUACUUCUCAGUCUGGAAAGUCAAACACUAUAUCCUCUGAGAUAUCUGGAAACAGACACAAAGGGAAUUUUACAUCCCGGGGUGAGUCUAUCAGUUCUCCAGAUUCUCCAGAUUCUCUAGAACACUGCUUAGCAAAAAACACACAUUCAGAUCAUACCAAUCGUAGCAGUACACAUACUGGCAAAACAACACCCAUAGUAACAUCAGAAAUCAAAACGUUACCAGUCUAUGUCACUAUUCAAGUGGACAAGCAGUAUGAGAAAGAAACAGCAAUUGGGCAGCAGGCAACUUACAAGAAAAUAGUCAGUCAGGAAAGCCACACACUCCAUGAGACACUGGGAACAAUUUAUACUGUAAAACAAAAGCAAACAUCUUCUCCCCAAGGCAGCCCUGAAGAUGACACACUAGAGCAAGUUUCUUUUAUGGAUAGUUCCGGCAGAAGUCCUCAGACUCCAGAAACGCCUAGUUCUGAAGAAGUGAGCUAUGACCUCACUUCUAGAAUACCAGAGGCAACCAUUGGUUUCAUAACAGGAAAAACCAGUCCAAUUCCAGAAGUUUCUGAGGAAUCAGAAGGAGAGGAGCAUGGCAAAUUAUCGCCAGAGAAGACAAAACAGUCAGAGUCAACAACCCGAAAGUAUGAGAUUGGAAGGAAAACAAAUGAGAAAAGAGUUGCAUAUAUUGAGUUUCCUCCGCCACCACCUCUGGACCAAGAAUCACACCAAUGUAAUUACAUCUCAUCAUCUAAGGCUGACACUGAAUUGAUGGAAGUCAACCUCCAAGAGGAGCAUGACAAGCACCUUCUCGAGGAACCUAUUAUUAGAGUCCUACCUCCAACUCCCUUGCCCACAGGAGCAGAUGACAGCAACUCAAGUGAUGACGAAUCAGUCUUUCAGCCCAUCUCUUUUAAGAAGUACACCUUUAAAAUUCCUGAGGAGGAAGGGGAAAAGCAUUCCAAACAGAAGAAGCCUGAAAAGAAUGGACACGCAAAAGUAACAGACGCCAAUGGUGAUACAAAAGGAGAUGAUUUUGAAUUGGAGCAGAAUGGGAAUGAUCCAUCCAUUACAGACUGUUCAAUUGCCACAACUGCAGAGUUUUCUCAUGAUACAGAUGCCACAGAAAUAGAUUCCCUUGAUGGAUAUGAACUGCCAGAUGAGGAUGAUGGAUUAAGUGAACAAGGCUCAAAAUCUGCAAGUUUUCCCAAGGACAGUAGAAAAAGUAGAUGGUCAGCAGAGAGUUCCAUAAAGUCAUGCGAUCGGUCCUUUAGCCAGACAAAGCUUGAGGUUAUUGAGGAAGAGGAGAAGGUAGUAAAUGACGGAGGGGAGGAAACAAAAGAAAACGGUGAUUCUGCAGAAAUUAAAUCAGAAGUUAGCAAAGAUGAGGAAACACUAUACUCUUUGGAGGGUAGACACCCUGACAGACCAGGAUUUUCAAAUAGCUACUUUAGCUACAAUCUAGAGGAGGAGUUUAAUACUCCCUUCAAAACUGUUGCCUCAGAAGGUUUGGACUUCGAUCCCUGGUCCACCAAAGGUGAAGAUGAUGGAAACUUUGAUAGUAAAACAAAAGAUGAAGAGCCUAAGCCUUUUGGAUUAGCUGUGGAGGACAGAUCCCAAGCAACUACACCAGAUACAACCCCUGCUAGAACUCCAACCGAUGAAAGUACUCCAACUAGCGAGCCAAACCCUUUCCCCUUCCACGAAGGGAAGAUGUUUGAGAUGACUCGCAGUGGUGCAAUUGACAUGAGCAAGCGGGAUUUUGUUGAAGAAAGACUUCAGUUUUUUCAGAUUGGUGAGCAUUCCUCUGAAGGGAAGUCAGGGGACAGAGGGAAAGGGGUAAAAAGUCCAGGGGUAGUUAACGCACAGUCACUUAUAGGGGAGAAAGUUGCAAGUAUAAAGGUAGAUGCCCUCACUGACACUAAAACAGACAAGUGCGGGCUAACUGAGAUCGGCACUGAUUGUCUUGACAUAUCAUGUGGUGAUAACAUAGCAGAGACAUCCUCAUGUAUGGUAAUGGCUUCUAAACUUGAUUCUAAAUCACAUACUCCCAUUAGAAUGGGAAUAGCAGCGUCCAUUGCUGUGAAAAAAGAGGCUAGUUCUGGGGAUGUAACAAAUAAUAAAUUUCCAGGGGACAUAGAAAUAGAUGCAGAGAGUCAGCUUUACAAACACAGAAGUGCAGAAUCUCCUGUUAGAAAAGAUUUCCCUGCAGAGAACUCCAACAACAACAAUAACUUCGAGUCUUCAAAUAUUCAAGCUAAUUAUAUUCAAUGUGGCAGCAUAGUAUUCAGUUUACAGUCAUCCUCAAAGCCAUCGCUACAACAAGCUAGUAGGAUAGAGGCAUUUUUUGGUCCUGAAACAGAGCAGGUUAAGGGAAACGUUAUGAAUUGUGAGCAAGAAAAGAAUAACGAGACCAAGCAAAAAGAGGUGAAGCAGCUAAAAUCAAGACUGCCAAUUAAAGCAUCUGGCUUUUCCUCCCAAAUGCAGAGUACACCGGCUGGAAACUCAAAACAUAUAGUCAAACCUGAAGAAAAAAAUAGAUACAUGCGGAAAAGAGUAGACCCUUUUGCAGCCGUUGAACCCAAAUCUAGAAUUCCAGUAAAGGAGUUUAAAAGGAGUAAUGCAAGCAAUCCAGUACAGGGUGUGUCCAGGUCCUUAAAACCUGAAAUAGAAAGACCAAGGCAGUUGCCUACCAAGAUGCCAGUUAAGAGAUCUACAUUAAGCAGCAGUUCAGUUUCUAACCCAGACAAUAAUCACUUAAAUGAGGUCUGUAAAUGCUCCAUCGAGUACUUUAAGGGCAUUAGUGGACAGACAUUAAAAAUUGUGGACCGCCUUUCUGAUGAAGAGAAAAAGAUGCAGUCAGAAAUAUCCGAUGAAGACAGCACAUCAAGAAGCACCUCAUUGUCAGAAGCCUCUCAACCAUCUUUCACACCGAGGUCUGCUAGAGACCUGAAAACUGAGCCUAUAGGAGCGAAAGCUGGAAAGGUCUGCAGUGAGAGAAGGAGAAGUAGGCGGACUGGGAAUGAAGGCAGUCAGGUUGCUGGGCCCUUUGGGAGCCCCGCCGUGGAGAUCGAGCCUAGACCUCAGAGCCCCUGCGAGAGGACUGACCUUAGGAUGGCUAUUGUAGCUGAUCAGUUGGGCCUGAGCUGGACAGAGCUGGCCAGGGAAAUGAAUUUUUCUGUUGAUGAAAUAAAUAACAUUAGAGUGGAGAACCCUAAUUCAUUGGCAGCUCAGAGUUUCAUGCUGUUAAAGAAAUGGGUUGGCAGAGAUGGUAAAAGUGCUACAACGGACGCCUUAACAGCAGUGCUGACCAAAGUCAAUCGAAUGGAUAUUGUAACUCUACUAGAAGGCCCAAUAUUUGACUAUGGAAACAUUUCAGGCACCCGAAGUUUUGCAGAAGACAAUGCUGUUUUCCUGGACCAGGCUAAUGGUUACCCCAGCAAUGAAAUGGAACUGCAGCCUUCCAUACAGCUGAGUCAUGAGCACAUCCCUCUCUGGAAUGAUGAUGUCAUUAGUGAAGACCUUAGCAUAGACCCUUCUAGUACAAAAACGUGUAGACGCAAAGAAACCUGCAGCACAGCUACAGAUGAAAAGCCCCCUGAUACCAUCACCAAGGACAUUUGUCCUGAUGGUCCAGAAGUUGAAGGUGAAGAUAAGAACUCCAGAGAAGAAGACCUUGACCUUAGUUGCAAAUCUUGUAGCCCCUCGGGCUUUCGUGAUUUUGCAACUGUGAUAAAAGAGCAAGGUCUGUUAUUUGAUCGAGGGCAGAAUGAAGACAUAUUAGGAGGACAAUCCUUGGAGGGUGAUGUGGAUGUUGCCCUUCACGCCUGGGCCUUUGCAGAGGGAGAGGGAUGUGACUAUGGUUCUGACAAGGAAGACGACGAAAUAACAGAGAAAUUUAAAUCUUGUUUAGAAGAUGCAGAGGAAAGCUCAAAUGGUUGGAACGGUGGGAGUACAAAUUCAAAUAUGGAGCCGUCCACCUCAAAGUGUUCGUUGAGCUCUGAAACGACAAAUCAACAUGAUAACAGACAUACUGGGAGUCACAAGCAAAAUGGAAAGCAUACGGAAAAUUCACCUGUGAUGCAGGAAUCAACUAACGAGGUUACAAGACAUGAUGAAAGAGUGGGAUCAGGCUGUGAGAAGGCGACCGCUGAGUCAAAGGUCAGAGUUCAGCAGGAAGAAGAAUCUGUGUUGAACAAGAGGGAAGGGAGGCCUGGAGAUAAAAAGAUUUACUCAUAAUAGUCACUCUCUCUUUGGUAUGUGCAUUCUUACUUUACUGUAGGGUUAGGGGAGCUCAAGUAAAGACAGACUGUGGGAACUGUGGAAUCUGGAAUUAUCCAAAAACCCAUCAAGAAAUUCAUUAUCAGGGACAUGGGUGGGUUCGCUGGGUAGCACUGUGACCUCAAACCUCGAGGGUUCGAAGUUUGAAUCCUGCUCUUGCUUUGUAUGUGUGCAUGUGGGUUUCCCUUUGGGUACUCCGGUUCCUCCCACAGUCCAAAGACAUGCCUUUAGGUGAAUUGGUACCUCCAAAUUGCCCUUUGUGUGUGACCAUCCUCUCCUGCCCCCCUACUUUUGUACCCUAUAAUUUCUGGGAUGGAUGGAUCACAGAAAUGUUCAAGUAUUUUAACUUGCAAAGCAACGGUGAAAGACUUUAGGCUUAGAAAUUCGUGGCAAGUGGGAUUUUUAUGAACUGUCCACUUUCUGGGAUAACUGAACGGGGUAUAUGUCAGACGUCAGUGACUGACGGCACAUGCUGAUCUCUCCCACUGUGUUUUUCUCUGUCAAAAAUGCUGUGCUCUAUAUCUUAGACAAUGAUUUUAGUCAGGACUGUUUUAAUACAAUUAACACUGGGAGAUGGCAGCAUUUUGAAUGAAUAACAGUGGCCAAUUAUAUCUUGAAGCAAGAUACGGUGCAGGAAGAUUUGAGGAUGCUUGAAUGAGUAUGGGGCUGCAUGUUGGCUCAGUGGGUAUCACUUUUGCCAGACACCUCCAAGGUUGGGGGGGGUUAAUCGUUUCUCUGCUGUGCAUCAGUGGUGUUUGCAUGUUCUCUCUUUGAUGCAUGAAUUUCCUGCGGGUGCUCUGAUUUCCUUCCACAGUUCAAAGAGAUGCAGUUAGUGUCAAUUGGUGUCUCUAAAUUGACCGUAGGACAUGAUUGUAUUUGUGCAUGUAUGUGCCCUGCGCUGGACUGGCAUCCUGUCCAGGGUGUAACUCAGCCUUGUGCCAUGUGCUGCCUCGCUUCCUAUUGAGGACCUGGACCAUGGUGUGGAUACCUGGAAAACACCAGUAGAGACAUGGAAAGGACCAUGACUGCAACAGAUAAGACAUUUCCUGUUACCAAGAUGGAAGAAACACUCGGAAACUGAAUUACUCCUUAAUCACUCUCUACACUCGCCUUAUGUUUCUUCUUGAAACCACAAUGUCAGGGUGUAAAUGUUCUUUCUUUUAAAAAGGUUAUUAGGGAUUUUACUGUAUGUAAAUGUUCUUGUAAAAUAGUCUAAAAUAGUUUACAGCACUGAAUCUUAUGCUCUGGACAUAAUUUAGUUCCACUUAUAAAAAAAAAAAAUCACAAUAAAUUCACAUUCUUGUAUAAAUAUAAUAGCAAGUAUACUGUUUAUAAAUGGGGGAAGAAAGCUAGGUUCAUUUUGACAAAAAAAUCCUUCAAAUGUACUCUAACAUUUUUGAGAUUAUGGAAAUGGGAAUAUUUAUUAUUCAGAAUGUUCAUUUAUUCAGACUAUUUUGGUGCAUGCAACUUAUUUUAAAAACAUUUUUUUCUAAGUUAUGUUUUAGGUUACUGCUAUCACCAUACUAAGGAUUUAAAAAGUAGAAAACCUCAUAUUCCAUUCGUAACAUGUCAGCUCCAACAAUUUCAAACUGUUCUUAAAAUUCCCACUGUGGAAAAAAAAAAUAUAUAUAUAUAUACAUACAUACAUCAUUUCAUUUUCUCUUGAAACAGUCUACUGGAGGAGUUCCAUUUUCAAUAUAUAGCCAACUGACAGAUUGUACUGAUGAAGGUGUAAUUACUGUAAGAGGUGAAUUAUAUGUAUAGACUCGCAUACUACAUCAUGUAUGUAAAUGUGUUAUGUAUUGACUAAGCUGUAGAAGUUUCUGUCAAUCAUUCAUAGUCAUCCUAGCAUUGUGUUACUUUUUCACGCUGAUGUUUUACAAAAAGGAUUUAUUUGAAUCUGUUCAUAUUAGAAGAUCCCAGAGAAUUUUGUUGCUUGUAGUGCUAAUGUGUACGGCACAACUACAAUCGUUCAUGUAACUAAUUUUAGCGUAAAUCAUUUUUAAACUUAAAACAUCGCGUGUUCUUCCAGAAAUGAGAAUAUGUAUAUGCCGCACCUUACACUCUUGACUUGUUGCAAGUCACAUUAUAAAACUAGUCCAUAUUGUACAUUUUCCUCCCAGAUUCUUUUUUAACUGAAUACCUCUUUAAAUAUUUGUUUUUAAGAUGUGAAGAUUUGCCAAGCUUUUGCUGCUGUAAUUGUGAUAAUGUAUGAAAAACAUUACUUCAACUUUUCGAGUGCGUGAGGUAAUUGUAGACCAUCACUGUCAUUCUUUAGAACUGUAAAGUAUGGGAUGAAGGAAUUUUUAAUAUGAUAAAUGGUUUGCUUAUUUUGUGUUAUUCAAGAAAAAUAUACAAUGUAUCAUUCUUACAUGAAAAAGCUGUUUGAUAUAGCUCUUGAGAUACCUAAGGCAACUGCUUAUGUUGUACUUUUGCGUUAUUCCAUUUCAGUGACAUGACUGCAUUACACAUAGCCUUGUAAAUAUACAGAAUUGGACAGGGUUGCCUUUGCAAACCAUUUAUCUCGUUUCCUUUCUUGUCCUUUUUUAUUCUUGCUUUCUUACAAUCAGACACAAACCAUGAAUUAUAACUAUAAGUCAUUAUUAUAAUAAAUGUACUUAGUUCCAAGAGUAUGAAGCUUAUUUUGGUGUUAUUGUUAAGCUAUUGAAGCCCCAAAAUAGCUCGUCUAAGAACUAUUUUCAAAUAGCACAGUGACGCUGUUAUUUUAAGUAGCACAUUGUGCGGUCAAACUUCAGCCAGUGUUCAUUGUUAUUACUGUUAAUUUUAUAUAUGACAUGUCACGGAGUUUAUGUAAAUUAUUCAUCAAAUGUAUUGUAAAGCACUGUUUUUGAAUAAAAUACCCAAAUAAAGUGAAAUAAAAACC
This is a messenger RNA of Brienomyrus brachyistius, 15973 nucleotides long. Its product is annotated as ankyrin-3-like. Lineage: Eukaryota; Metazoa; Chordata; Actinopteri; Osteoglossiformes; Mormyridae. Gene Ontology annotation, molecular function: protein binding. Gene Ontology annotation, biological process: regulation of cardiac muscle contraction; signal transduction; protein localization to T-tubule. The record is from RefSeq and is a predicted model, not a curated record. The coding region runs from base 301 to 13047 and encodes 4248 amino acids. The transcript has 44 exons. Gene Ontology annotation, cellular component: T-tubule.